UCACUUCUCCAUACCUGGAAGUUCACCGUGAAGGUUGGGCGGACUCUUGCUCUUGGACUGAGACCAUCAAUCUCAGAUUUUCUACCUGCUGAACAUUUCUAUCCUCGUUCAGCAAUGACCACAAAGAGGCAGUUUGGAUGGCGAAAGCUAUUUCUGAUUGUCACAGUACUUCCCUGCUGCAGGAGUUUGCAGGUUUCUAUCCCAGAGAAAGGAUAUGAGGUUGCAAGAGGAGGUGAUAUUACUUUGACCUGUUCCUUCAUCCCAGCCAGACCGGUCACCAAUGCACUCGUCCUCACAUGGGAAGGUUACCCUGACAAUACUGGUGAACCAAUGCUCUUAGUGGCCACCUACUUUAUAAACAAUCCGAUUGACAUUGCACCUGAUUAUGAAGGCAGAGCCUUUAUGGAGGUUGACGUGGACAGACAAGUGAGCACACUGCGCUUAACAAAGGUGAACAUGCAGGACAACCGCAGUUACCAAUGCAGUGUCAUGAUCCCCAAUGAUGAUGAGGGAACAACAUCUGCCACCACGUCCCUUUUAGUCCUGGUGCCUCCCUCUAAGCCGAUCUGCAUGAUUCAGGGAGAAGCAGCGUACUGGCACAACAUCACUCUCACCUGCAUGUCUGAGGAGGGAUCACCUACACCCCUAUAUGAAUGGACCGGCUACAGUGUCAAAAACGUUCGCAAACCAUUUCCACCAAAGACAACCGAAAAGGAUGGAGCUCUAUCUCUCUUCAAUAUUUCCAGAGAUACAUCUGGGUUCUACAUUUGCACAUCAGCAAAUCGGAUUGGUUCUAACAGUUGCAACUUUACUUUAGCUGUGACGGCCGGCAGCAUGAACGCUGGGUCCACUGCAGCUAUAAUUGGAGGAGUCCUCGCAGGUCUGGUGUUGCUGGGGAUCCUAAUCUUCUGUUACUGCAAGAAAAAGGGCAAAAAGGACAAAUAUGCUGAAGGUGUCCCCAAAGAAGCUGCGUUUUAUGACAGAGAUGCUCCUGAAGCUGGAGAGCAGUACAGUGACGACAAGUCAAACAGCAAGACAAAGCCGGUCGACCAGCAUGAAGACAAGGACGUUGUUCCUCGAAACAACUACAUCGUUAGUAGUAAGUUGGAGGACGAUCAACACAGUUACAAUAGUGGUAAAGAAAAGAAUGAUGGCAAGGGCAGUGAUGUAGCCUCUCGGCGUUACCAGGACAGCCAGCACGAUCACCACCGUGGAAGUCGCGAUAACCUCGAUGAUGAACGUGAUCGUUACGGUGGCAGUCGGGAUCGUCUUGAUGAAAAACGCGAUACUUACCGAGGUAGUCGUGAUCGCCUUGAUGAUCAACGUGAUGCUUACCGAGGUAGUCGUGAUCGCCUUGAUGAUCAACAUGAUGCUUACCGAGGUAGUCAUGAUCGCCUUGACGAUCAACGCGAUCCUCACCGUGGUAGUCAUGAUCGCCUUGACGAUCAACGCGAUGCUCACCGUGGUAGUCGUGAUCGCCUCGACGAGCGGCGUGACCGCGGAAGCCGCGAUCGCCUCGAUUACAUCGACGAUCAAAACAGAAACCGGUAUUAAUAACCUUGUGUUACUGAAUGUCUACAUGCCCUAAAAGUUUCUUUUUCUUUUUUGUUUGAUGCACUAAAAAUAUAUUUACUGGGUUUAGAGAUUGACCUAAAAGCCCUCAGACACGAUGCGAUUUGAGCUCCACACACCGCUUGGUUCAGCACACUUCAGACUAGGUGUUCGGGGAAGUCGCAGACGACAGAAUAAAAUAGGUGGAGUUUUCAAACCUUUAAGCGUGCAACAUGAUUAGCUGUUGCCAGCAAUGAAGAUGUAACUGUCACUUGCUAAGAAGCAAGCGCUAACUGCUAGCACACCUGCUAUGCCUAGUUGGUAGGAAACAUGUUUCCAAGACAGAGCUUUGAUCCCGAGGUCUUGAUACUAGCGCAAACUGGUGUUGGACAGUUCAGGAAAUUCAGACGCACACAAGAGGAGUUUUUCCUCUAUUUUACCUUCCAUACCUGGCUGGCAUGCACUUUGCUCAACGCAGCAAAGAGCUAUUGUGGCGCACCUAUUGUGGUUAUUAAAGUUAUUAUUAUUGGAAAUAUGGGUUUCAGAGCUCAGUGGUGCCAUUGUCGCAUUGUGUCUGAAAGGGCUUUUAGGGCCAGGUCAUGUCAUAAAGAGACGCAGCUAAAUUAAUUUGCACAUCCUCGCAAACACUAUGAAUUGUCAUGUAAAAAGCCAGUACUCAAAUAAUAGCCAGGGGAACGGUCUAAAUUAGAUGUGUCUCUGAUAUCAGCCGGUCCCACAUAAAAGCCGCAUUCUGUCUUCUACUGAAGUAAAUAAAGACCACUAUUUAAGAAUAUUCAGUUGGGUGGUGCUUGAAGCUUAGUGACAUUGGUACUACUGUCUUGCACAGCUAGUUGCCAACUAACUGGACCACUAAUCACGGUGAUUCAACAGAAUUUACUUUUUGUCUAAAGUUUUGCUGUAAUUAAUCCUGGUCUGACUUUUAAAAGGAGUUGAGACACACAAAAAAUUAUUCAACCAAAUCAACCUGGUAACUUCUGACCCUGCCACACCUGUCACAGUGUGCUAACAUUUAAUUUAGCCUGACCUGUUCGUUUCACCAGUGUGAGUAAACUGGUAACGUAGGCUAGUGAGUAUUAGUGUGGUUGGUUACCUGGAAUUCCCAAGGUGGCUCAACUUUAAGUAUGUUUGAGAUGAUGAUGAUAAACAGUUUUUACACCUGUGAGACUAUUCAGAACACAACUUUAGACGUAUGAUAAAUCUUUGUGCUCUAGCUAAUCAGGACCUCAAUCAAUAGGCCAAUGUCAGAGAGGGUUAAUAUGCCCAGAGGUCUCAGUAUGGAUACCGAGGGUCUUUAAUUAUAAUGUAUACUAAUAGUGUCAUCAUACUCUUUGUAGUGUUGAUAUUGUUUGGUUUUUUUCCAUAAAAAUGUGUCCAGUGCCUAUCUCAAUUGAUGUGAAUUGGUCAUUGAACACCAUCCAAUCAUUAAUACAUACGUAUAGCUCACAUAUUCAGGCCAAAUAUCUACUGCAGUAAUUUGGGGCUUGUUGUUAAAACAUUGUUUCAGGCAAAAGGGAUUGUUCCUUUUUCAGUCAACCAUAUAAAAUGUGUACAUUAUCUUUGAUUUUAGGUUUAACCUGUAGUUUGUGAUCGAGAAUAGCAAAGUGCCUCAGCUGCAUCUGUGCUAGAUUUACACCUAUUUUAAUACUUAUUUUUAACGUGUCUUGGUGUAGGUUAGUUUUUUUACUGUUUGAUGUCUGUGUGUAACUUUUUCUAAAUGUUUUUGUGUGAUAAAUGAUUCCCCCUAA
Molecule: messenger RNA, 3317 nt
Organism: Anarrhichthys ocellatus (wolf-eel)
Lineage: Eukaryota; Metazoa; Chordata; Actinopteri; Perciformes; Anarhichadidae
Product: cell surface A33 antigen
Exons: 7
Coding region: 115-1554 (479 amino acids)
Cellular component (GO): plasma membrane
Source: RefSeq, a predicted model, not a curated record